UUGUCCUGCCUAUCUAUCUAACAAACAUAUCACUGCUCAACUCACGGGUGCUCGUGCAAGAGGCCCCUCCAUUUUCAGGCACCUAGCUAGCUCAGGCCAUUGAAGAACGCAUCCAAGAAAGGUGCGAGAAAGAACAGGAGCAGAGACUGAUCAAGAUUCAGUGAUUCAGAAUUGGAGAGGGAAGGAGAGAAGAUUCAGAGAGAAACAGAAGCAGUGUAGAUUUGGAUUUCUAGUCCGUUUUGUCUGAAUUUUUGGUGUGUUUGAGGCACGAGGAGUAAGAUGGUGGUGCAGAAGAAUCAGCGGAAGCCAGGAGAGGCUUCUUGGCCCAAGGUUGUGCUGAAGAAAUGGCUCAACCUCAAGAGCAAGGAUUCGGAGUUCAACGCCGACGAGGAAGACGACGACGACGGGAGCGACGUUGAUGAGCAAGAGAACUGCGGCUGCGACGGCGGCGAGGAGCGGCGGCGGGCCGACGGCGAUCUCGCCGAUGAGAAUGUGGAGGGCGGCGCGCCGUACAGGCUGCGGCGGCGAAACUCGGAGACGCUGCGCGCGCAGUACAUCAACACCAAGGAGCUCAAGCUCUGCGUCGGCACCUGGAACGCCGCCGGCAAGGUCCCCCCCGGCGACCUCGACAUCGCCGACUGGCUCGGCGCCGGCGCCGGCGAGCCCGCCGACGUCUACGUGCUCGGGUUCCAAGAAGUGGUGCCGCUGAACGCCGGCAACGUGUUCGGCGCGGAGGACGCCCGGCCGGCGCAGGCGUGGGAGGAGCUCAUCCGCAGCGCGCUGCGGCGGGCGCGGCCGCCGGCGAGUAGUCGGCCCCGGUACAAGUGCUACAGCCACCCUCCCUCGCCGUCGCGCGGGGACGCGACGGCCGCCGCCGCCGCCACCGAUGACGACGAGCUCUUCCCUGGCACCGAUACGGACACGGACACCAACACCGAUGACGACUCGCUCUUCAGCUCGCCGGCGGAGUCCGAGCAGCAGAACGUCGCCGCCACCCCGAGGAGGCUGACCAGGCUGAACCAUUUCACUGCCGCCGCCGACGCCGCCGCCGCCAUGGACGACUCCGGCGACGAGCAUCAGCAGCGGACGCUUCUCAAGACACUGAGCAGGUCGGACAGGGUCGGCCUGGCAUGGCCGGAGCAGCCGCUGGACCUGCUCGCCAAGCACGCCACGGCGACGGCGAGUACCACCAUGCCAUCGUCAAGAUCCUUCCGAACCUACAACUCAUUCAGGCCGUCUCGCGCCGCCGCCGCCGCCGACCAGUCGAACGACGACCUCGCCAUGAUCGCCGACCUCGUCAUGGACCUCGCCGCGGCGCGCAAGAGGCGUUCGCCGUACGUGAGGAUCGUGAGCAAGCAGAUGGUGGGCGUCUUCCUGACGGUGUGGGUGAGGCGCGGGCUGAGGAGGUGCGUCCACAACGUGGGGGUGUCCACCGUCGGCGUCGGCGCCAUGGGCUACAUCGGCAACAAGGGCGCCGUGUCGGUGAGCAUGUCGGUGUACCAGACCAUGUUCUGCUUCGUGUGCACCCACCUCGCCGCCGGCGAGAAGCCCGCCGACCUCCACAAGCGGAACGCCGACGUGCAGGAGAUCCACCGCCGGACGCACUUCGCCGGCGUCGGCAUGCCGAGAAACAUCUAUGACCAUGAGAGGAUUUUUUGGUUGGGUGAUCUGAAUUAUCGCAUCGACGUCGCGUACGAGAGAGCACACGAGCUGAUUUCGACGAUGGAUUGGACUCAGCUGGCAGAGAAAGAUCAGCUGAAGCGAGAGCUAAGGAAGGGUCGGGCGUUCGACGGGUGGACGGAAGGGGUGCUGGAGUUCGCGCCGACGUACAAGUACGAGCUCAACUCGGCCAAGUACAUCGGCGACGACCAGCGCGGCGGCAGGAGAACGCCGGCGUGGUGUGAUAGGAUACUGUCGUUCGGGAAGGGGGUGAAGCUGAUGAGCUACGGGAGGGCGGAGCUGACGAUGUCGGACCACCGGCCGGUGGUGGCGACGUACGCGGCGGAGGUGGAGGUGUUCAGCAGCAGGAAGCUGCAGAGGGCGCUGACGCUCACGGACGCCGAGGUGGAGGCCGGCACCGUCGUCGCCGUGCCGGACCACCUCGCCGGUUUUUGAGGGCGAGAGAGGAUCGGUUUCUGCAAGGAUAACUUGUAGUUGUAGCGCUCCAUGUGUAAACACUGUAAUCGGCUAAUCGCCCAUGGCCGUGAAGGAUUCUCUUCUUUCUCAAGCUCACAAUCCACUGGUGCAUUUGCCAUUUUGCUUCAUACUGAGUAAACCCGGAGAAACGUUCGUGUAAGCUCAUGUAUUUUUUUUUCCUCGCAAAAA
Molecule: messenger RNA, 2325 nt
Organism: Oryza sativa Japonica Group (Japanese rice)
Lineage: Eukaryota; Viridiplantae; Streptophyta; Magnoliopsida; Poales; Poaceae
Product: type IV inositol polyphosphate 5-phosphatase 3
Biological process (GO): phosphatidylinositol dephosphorylation
Molecular function (GO): phosphatidylinositol-4,5-bisphosphate 5-phosphatase activity; inositol-polyphosphate 5-phosphatase activity; phosphatidylinositol-3,4,5-trisphosphate 5-phosphatase activity
Source: RefSeq, a predicted model, not a curated record